This is a messenger RNA of Daktulosphaira vitifoliae (grape phylloxera), 613 nucleotides long. It is a transcript of the gene Pfdn2, whose product is annotated as prefoldin subunit 2. Gene Ontology annotation, cellular component: prefoldin complex; cytoplasm. Gene Ontology annotation, biological process: protein folding. Gene Ontology annotation, molecular function: protein folding chaperone. The record is from RefSeq and is a predicted model, not a curated record. The transcript is spliced from 3 exons. Bases 134 to 577 code for a protein of 147 amino acids. Lineage: Eukaryota; Metazoa; Arthropoda; Insecta; Hemiptera; Phylloxeridae.
GUGGUGGUUGAUAUGAGAUUCAACUGAUUAAUUAUAUUGUGCAAACAGUUUUUGGAGCAAUGAAUUGUCAUUAUAUCUAGUUAGUUUUAUUUAUAAUUAUCAAUAAUUUUUGUAAAAUUAUAAUCUACAUAAAAUGGAAAAAUUAGUUAAAAGUAGAAAACCUACUGAAGAAGAAUUAAUUCAUAGCACGUUUAAUGCAUUACGCACUGAGCAGAGACAACUUGCAACAAAACUAUCAGAAAUUGAACUUGAUUUGAAUGAACAUAAUAUUGUUAUAGAAACCCUAAAUAAAUUGGAUGGUGAAAGAAAGUGCUUUAGAUUGAUUGGUGGUGUUUUAGUAGAAAGAAAAAUAUGUGAUGUUUUACCAACACUUAUAAAAAAUCGAGGAGAGAUGAGUAAAAUCGUUAAAACAUUAAAUGAACAACUUACUAAAAAAGGAAUUGAAAUUAAUGAAUUUAAAAAUAAUCAUAAUAUUCAAGUUAAAGGCGGUUUCUCUGAGCCUACAGAAUUGAACGAAAAACAUUCGGAAGAAAAAAAAACUGAUCAAGGGAGUUCAGUAAUAGUUAAUAAUGUAUAAACUUUGUUAAUUAUUUUGUCUUUUUUGUGUAUUUAU